Amphibalanus amphitrite is the source of this 1321-nucleotide messenger RNA. Its product is annotated as frataxin, mitochondrial-like. The transcript is spliced from 5 exons. Gene Ontology annotation, biological process: intracellular iron ion homeostasis; iron incorporation into metallo-sulfur cluster. Gene Ontology annotation, cellular component: mitochondrion. The coding region runs from base 299 to 838 and encodes 179 amino acids. Lineage: Eukaryota; Metazoa; Arthropoda; Thecostraca; Balanomorpha; Balanidae. The record is from RefSeq and is a predicted model, not a curated record. Gene Ontology annotation, molecular function: 2 iron, 2 sulfur cluster binding; ferric iron binding; ferrous iron binding.
GUCUGUUUUGUAGUAAUUCGUAAAAAAGUGGUUUCUGUACCAACUCUGUUUUAAUUUAAUUAUUUCUAAAAGAGAAUUGGCCUCAGUAAUGAAAAGAAACAUUUAAAAGUAAUGUUCAGGGCAUGGCUGGCACUGGCACUAUUUACGGAAUACCAUGGUGCUGCACUUGUUACCUACGUUUUAUGGGGAUAACUGGGGUGUGUUUUGGGUAAUGUGCUGACUUGUCGAGCUAGAAGAGGGCUGCAGUCAUUAGUGACAUUUUUCAGAGUCAAAACACUGAAAAAUCCAGCCCAAGGUCAUGCUAAGACGUGCCUUUCUUCAAGCAUGGAGAAUCAGAAGGCAAGGCCCAGGUGUAAAUCUAUUGAGGAAAAGUCAAGCUUCAGUUACGUCAAUGAAAAAUGUGAGAACUAUGUCAUCAAAUUGGAACCAUGAAAACAGGUACCACGACCCGGUGGUGGUGGACGUCACGCCGCGUGAGCCGCUCUCGCCGGCCACCUACGAGGCCGUCUGCGAGGAGACCCUGGAGAGCCUCUGCUCGGCGCUCGAGGAGCUGCUCGAGACGGCCGCCAGCCAGCCCGGAGUCGACGUCGAACUCAGCAACGGCGUGCUGACGGUGAAACUGGGCGAGGCGGGCACCUACGUCAUCAACAAGCAGUCGCCCAAUCAGCAGAUCUGGCUCUCGUCCCCCGUCAGCGGGCCCAAGAGGUACGAUUUCGUAGACGACGGCUGGGUGUACCGGCGCGACGGGCUGCAGCUGCACGAGCUGCUCUCCCGCGAGCUCAGCCAGCUGCUGGGCACCUCGGUCGACCUGAGCUUGUGCUCACACACCGGCAGCUAGCGCCAUCUCUUGUGGAGGUUGGUAACUGCAGGCUGUCACUGCGGCCGUCAGGCGGCGGUAGCGGCCGCGGAGAAUGCUAGGACGGACGAAGGAGGCUGUGGUAAACCCGUAACUGGACUCGGGAGAGGGGUGGCUGAUGUGGUACGAUUGCUGUUGGUUGUAAAACGAGGUUCGCUGGUGGUAUUGUAUGCCGUGUAUGUCAGUCGCCGUUUGUCCCCAACUAAUCGUCAUAAAAGAUUCAGUCCUGGGCGAAUCUCUGAUCACCGUCAGAGAAAAGACAGACCUUCAUGUUACACCUGACGGACAACGAUUAUUUCGUUUUGUGUGCCAUUUGAUGGGUAAAUGUAAAGGGUGUGGACUAUGGAUGCUGUAUGAUAAAGAUGUUUUGAUAGUUUUGUUGCUGACGGAAAGAUAUAUAGGCGUAUGUUGAAUUAUGCCUUCAAGUGGCCUGUGAGAAAAUAAAUAGCUAGCGAAGUAGUGCAA